Messenger RNA from Pyrus x bretschneideri (Chinese white pear), 1349 nucleotides. RefSeq names its product soluble inorganic pyrophosphatase 6, chloroplastic. Gene Ontology annotation, molecular function: inorganic diphosphate phosphatase activity; magnesium ion binding. Lineage: Eukaryota; Viridiplantae; Streptophyta; Magnoliopsida; Rosales; Rosaceae. The coding region runs from base 205 to 1095 and encodes 296 amino acids. The transcript has 7 exons. The record is from RefSeq and is a predicted model, not a curated record. Gene Ontology annotation, biological process: phosphate-containing compound metabolic process. Gene Ontology annotation, cellular component: cytoplasm.
UUUACGUCUCACUCUACAAUUACCACCGAUCCUCCACCAUUAUCUCUUCCUUCGUCUGUCACUUGAAGUUUGAAGCGUCGCCAUCGUCUCUGCCCUUCUCUCAUCCUCAUUCCUCACUCAGACGCUCUCUCUCAGCCUUACCUGAAAUUUGAAAGAAAGCUGCAGCGUCUCCAUUAAACUUUCCGCUCACUCAUCUCUUGAGCCAUGGCCACCGCGAGAGUGUUGACUGUCUCCGAUACUUCCUGCUUACUCUCCAAAACGACGUCGUUCCCGGUGAAGCAGAGUCCCUACGGCACCAGCCUUCGCUUUACUAGGAGAAGAGUAGCAUCAUUGUCGUCUUCCUCCAGGAGGUCCUUCAAUUGCACAGCUAUCUACAAACCCGAAGUUCAGAUCAGGGAGGAAGGCCAGCCUGAAACCCUAGACUACCGGCUCUUCUUCGUCGAUCGCUCUGGUCAAAAGGUUUCGCCUUGGCAUGACAUACCUUUGCAAGUGGGUGAUGGUGCAUUCAACUUUGUGGUUGAAAUACCCAAAGAAUCAAGUGCAAAGAUGGAGGUUGCUACUGAUGAGCCACACACCCCGAUAAAGCAGGAUACAAAGAAGGGCAAACUUCGUUACUACCCGUACAAUAUAAAUUGGAAUUAUGGGUUGCUUCCGCAAACUUGGGAAGACCCAACCCUUGCUAACGCUGAAGUUGAAGGAGCCUUUGGGGAUAAUGAUCCAGUUGAUGUUGUUGAGAUAGGCGAUAGUCGGAGAAGGAUUGGCGAGAUUCUCAAGGUAAAGCCUUUGGCUGCUUUAGCUAUGAUUGAUGAAGGGGAGCUUGAUUGGAAAAUUAUUGCAAUUUCAUUGGAUGAUCCAAGGGCUUCUCUCGUUAAUGACAUUGAUGAUGUUGAGAAGCAUUUCCUGGGGACUCUCACUGCAAUAAGGGACUGGUUUAGAGACUACAAGAUACCAGAUGGAAAGCCGGCUAACAAGUUUGGUCUUGGCAACAAAGCAGCAAACAAGGAUUAUGCUCUUAAGGUCAUAACCGAAACUAAUGAAUCAUGGGCCAAGCUUGUCAAGAGAUCGAUUCCUGCUGGAGAAUUGUCACUUGUAUAGAUGCAUUGGUUGAAUUGGAAUUCCAGGCGUUUAUCAUCUUGCACUCAUGGUGAUUCAUUAGAGAUUUUUCCUUUUGGCGAACCGGCGGUGCUGUUAAAUGAAAAUAUUGAUUCAAUGUCAAUUUUUGCGUCAGUCGGCUGGACUAAGCACGGUGAGUAAUUUAAUACUAGCUUGGUUUUAUUAGAGCUUAUUUCUUUAUACGGUAAUCAUGCUUGGUGCUUAAGUAAUGGUUAAUUUGCCAUGCACUUCUUUUA